CCCCUCUUUCCUCCCUUUUAAGCCUUCUCUUUUUUAGCUCUCUCCACAUUCUUCAACCCCAUCCAUAGUCUUUUACAGACUAAGUAUGGGAAAAGCUAUAAGGUGGCUUAAAGGCCUGUUUGGGAUAAAGCUAAAAGAUAUAGAGAUUGAAGAGAAAGCAGCCGAGAAGAAAGGUCAAGUCAUUGGCAGCUCCGGGAGAGGUGUCACCGCCACCGCCGCCGCCUUGUGUAACAACCCCACCACCAUUCCGCCCAACAUUACGCCGGCAGAGGCUGCAUGGCUGAGCUCCUUCUUCUCCGACAAGGAGCAGAGCAAGCACGCAAUUGCCGUCGCCGCCGCCACAGCUGCCGCCGCCGAUGCGGCCGCCGCAGCUGCCCACGCCGCCGUGGAGGUGGUCCGCCUCACCAGCCAAGGCGGAGGAGCCUAUUUUUCCCGGGAGAAAUUCGCCUCGGUCAAAAUUCAAGCUGCAUUCCGUGGAUACUUGGCGAGAAAAGCACUUAGGUGCUUGAAAGGGUUGGUGAAGAUUCAAGCACUUGUGAGGGGAUAUUUGGUGAGGAAACAAGCGACGGCCACUUUUCACAGCAUGCAAGCUUUAAUGAGAGCUCAAGCCAGUGUUCGAGCCCACAAAUUUCGAGCUUCUUUUUUAAAUCACCAAACUUCUUGUCCUCGUACCUUUCACUCUCGAAAAUCAAUUGGAAGGUCCGAUGAAACGACGAGGAGUGGAAGACACCCAUCGCCGUUUGAGGGAAACGACGACAACCCAAAGAUUGUAGAAAUAGACUCGGCGUUUAGGCCCGCGGGCAGACGGUCGAGACGGGCCAACACUUGGGUGCCCGAGCCCGGGCCCGGGGACGAACCAUUCGGCGCCGGCCCCUCAUUUUCCUCUCCGCUCUCCUGUCGAAUUCCGGCCCGCUCGUCGAUAACCGACUGGGGGAACAUUUCCGGCGACGAGUGCCGGUUUUCAACGGCGCAAAGCACCCCGAGAUUCCCCAAUUCUUGCGGCUCCAGAACCCCGGUCACGCCGGCGAGCUUCGACAACUUCCCUAACUACAUGGCCGACACGGAAGCAUUCCGGGCCAAACUGCGGUCCCAAAGCGCCCCCAAACAACGGCCCGAGCCCGGACCCGGCCCGGGCCCAAAGAAGAGACUAUCCCCAAUCAUAAUGGAAUCAAGAGCGAGUGUGAGUGGGGGGAGAAUGGCGAGAAUCUCAUGCUCACAAGCUCAAGAAGUGAUGAACUUCAAGAAUGCAGUGAUGGGUAGGCUGGAUAGAUCCAUAGAGUUUAGUGAGGAAUUGAAGAUGUUGUUAUGAUGAGAAUCUCAAGACAAAAUAGAGCCUAGGGAAUCAUGCACUCCUUUUAAAGCAAUGUUUAACCUAGAAAGGAAUGGAAAGUGAUAGAACAUGGAGAGAAUGUACGUAGAGAAAGAGGCAUGAUGUGAUUUGAGACUGCAUUGCACAACUUCUCGAGGUUGAUUUUGAUGUAUGUUGUUGUAAUUCAAACCAUCCAUCCUACCUCAUUAUUAACUAAUCAUAUUCCUCAUAAUUUAUAUAUGUAUGAGUGUUU
Molecule: messenger RNA, 1562 nt
Organism: Ipomoea triloba (trilobed morning glory)
Lineage: Eukaryota; Viridiplantae; Streptophyta; Magnoliopsida; Solanales; Convolvulaceae
Product: protein IQ-DOMAIN 14-like
Exons: 3
Coding region: 86-1309 (407 amino acids)
Molecular function (GO): protein binding
Source: RefSeq, a predicted model, not a curated record